Molecule: messenger RNA, 396 nt
Organism: Monoraphidium neglectum
Lineage: Eukaryota; Viridiplantae; Chlorophyta; Chlorophyceae; Sphaeropleales; Selenastraceae
Exons: 3
Coding region: 1-396 (131 amino acids)
Source: RefSeq, a predicted model, not a curated record
AUGCCCCCCCCUUUCCCCACAUCCCCUGCUGUGCACCCCAACAUGCACCCGCUGCCCCCUCCAACCCCCAGGCGCCAGGAGCUGGAGGAGCGGUGCAAAUUCUUUUUGGCCACUGAUGACAUCCUGGAGAGGGAGGGCCUCGAGGUGGAGGCGGGCGGUGUUGAGGAGGAGGUGGCGCGGGCCAAGGCCCAGUUCAUCGAUCAGGGGCUGGGGGAGUUCAAUGAGGAGGGGUUCAGGCUGGAAACUAUGGAGAAGCUGCGAUACCUGGCGGUCAUGGAAUACCUGCAGGGCACGGUCAAAGUCAACACCAUAGCAUGGCGGGGCGGCGCAGGCGCCGGCGAGGGCGGCGAGGGCGCGGCCCGGGAGCCGGCGGCGGCGGGGGCCGGGAGCGGGUGA